Messenger RNA from Paramecium pentaurelia, 889 nucleotides. NCBI's taxonomy places the organism in Eukaryota, Ciliophora, Oligohymenophorea, Peniculida, Parameciidae. The record is from the annotation of a GenBank genome assembly.
AUGGGAAACAGUAAGAUUAUAAAAUAAUACAGAUUUAUGUGGAUUGGAGGAAGAGAAGAAACAUGUUUUACAUCCAGAAUCCAAAAUAAUCACAACUAGAACAAUCAAAUAAACUACAAUCUCAAUUAUUCAGGCUGAUAUAGCUGAAGAUUUGUCAGAUGUUAUUGGUACAAAUUGCAAUUGAUUUUAGUGAAUGCUUCUCAUGAACCAGCAUGGUCUUAUUUAGCAAAAAGGUAUUCUUUUAAAUAUUACAUUUUACAGAGAUAAGAACAACAAAGUUAAUGACCUCAUACAAUAAAGUAUAUAUUAAUAACCUAUAAAAACAAUUAGUGAAAAUAGGAGAAAUGAUUAAAACUAAAAGUGAAAAUGUUAAUUCUCUAGAAAUAUAUCAUGUACGUUUACCAUAUUAUUAAGUAAUAUUAAAUAUUUAUUAAUUAAGGAUACUAGAGAUCUAUAAUUAAUAUUUUAGAGUUAUUAAGCAUGUUUAAAAUAAAAGGGAUUCAAUUCCAUUUCAUUUACUGAAUAGAACUCUCCAAAUUUUGUAAUUCCAAAAUAAUUUCAUGCUGAAGUUCUUAUUAGAGCAAUCUUAUAGUUUAAUAAAAUUAUUUAUAUCUUAGAUCUAUAACAGAUGAUGAAAUUGCUUUUGAAUAAAUUAAAUUUGUUAGUUUAGAUUAAAUUACUUUGAAAUACUUUGCAUAUGAAUUAAUGAAAUUAUUAGAUGAAUACAGAAUACCAGAUUUAUAUAAAUUUAGGUAACAAUAAUUUCUCGAUUACUUAUGUAAUAAUUAUAUAUUACAUUUUAGAAAAUACUGAAGAAUUAAAGCAGGAAGUAUACUUAUUCAGUACUGGUAUUACUACUGAAUUAGAAUAGGUUGAUAGAUAAUAAUGA